Molecule: messenger RNA, 5583 nt
Organism: Doryrhamphus excisus (bluestripe pipefish)
Lineage: Eukaryota; Metazoa; Chordata; Actinopteri; Syngnathiformes; Syngnathidae
Gene: snf8
Product: SNF8 subunit of ESCRT-II
Biological process (GO): protein transport to vacuole involved in ubiquitin-dependent protein catabolic process via the multivesicular body sorting pathway
Cellular component (GO): ESCRT II complex
Source: RefSeq, a predicted model, not a curated record
CGCCGGGUUUGAAUUUCAAGCUAAGCUCCACACGCACACACGCAACACAAACACACGGCGACUACCUCGGAGGCUUACCGCUCAAGUCAACGGUCACCUAGCUUAGCUGCGCGGAAGCGGAGACGUUUCAAUGGCGGCGCCUCGCGCACGGACUCGGGAGUGGUGGAGAAGCACGCAGGCAGCUCCUCCAUUUUAGCUCCCCGUGAAAAACAAUAACAGCUAGCUAGCCGAGCUAACGCUAGCUUAGCCGACAAAACGCGCGUCCAAAAGCGACGUCGGUGUAUCGACCGCGUCUAUAAACACUCAAACCUCUCAACGACAUCGCCUGUACAACCUUAUGUUUUAUUUUUCAGCUUACCGGGGCUAUAAGUCCAGUCCAACAGCAAUGGUGUUCAUGUUCCCUCCUCAAGUCUUCUUUUAAAGCGCACACGACUGCGCAUGCGCUAUGCGUUGGCUGGCCAUGUCUGUUUAGGUUUCCAUGAGUACGCUUCACUGAAAACAAUGAGGAAUAAUGCUGCAAUAUGACAAGGAAAACCUGCAAUAGUAAUAAAGUGCUAAUUAAAUAUCGACUCGUCUGUGUAUGGCAUUCAUUUUCAUUGUAACAAGACAAAAUUGUACAAAUUUUAAAAACGUACUCUCUGUAAAUGUGUAUUCCAAAAUACUUAUUUUUUGUAUUCUAAAAAAUAUACGUCGUGAUAUUUAAUAUAUAAUACGUAAAACGUGAGGUGACAAAGCUGCUAUACGCUCCAAACCACCAGGGGGCGGCGUCCCCAACAUGGCCGACUUAAACUACCAAACAAACUGAAACAGCAGCACGGAAGUAGCCAAACCUCUCCAGCUAGAAAUAAUCUUAAAAUUGAAAAAAAUGUAAUGAGACUUUAACUUGGUACUGAAGUCAACUGUAACUAUAUCAGUUAGCUUUGUAGAUUGUUUGUCGGUGAGAGGGAAAGUGCUGAGCUGUACACGGACGUAAACGCGUUAGCUUAGCUUCGCUAGGAGCACCAAAACAAAUCCACAUUUUGGUGCUUUAUUCUUCUUUCAAUUGUCGCGACGUAAAAGUAAAGGCGGAAUGCAUCGUAGGGGCGUCGGUGCGGGUGCUAUCGCCAAAAAGAAGCUAGCAGAGGCUAAAUACAAAGAAAGAGGAAACGUUCUCGCGGAGGAUCAAAUAGUUCAGAUGUCCAAGCAGCUGGACACCUUCAAGUCCAACCUGGAGGAGUUUGCCAGCAAGCACAAACAGGAAAUCCGCAAGAACUCCCAGUUCCGGGUCCAGUUCCAGGAGAUGUGUGCCACCAUCGGAGUGGACCCGCUUGCCUCUGGCAAAGGUUUCUGGUCGGAGAUGCUGGGGGUGGGUGACUUCUACUACGAGCUCGGUGUCCAAAUUAUCGAGGUUUGCUUGGCGCUGAAGCACAGGAACGGAGGGCUCAUCACUUUGGAUGAACUCCAUCACCGGGUCCUGAAAGGACGCGGCAAAUACGCCCAGGAUGUGAGCCAGGACGACUUGGUGAGAGCCAUCAAGAAACUGAAAGUCAUGGGCAGCGGCUUCGGGAUGAUUCCGGUGGGCGGCUCCUACUUGGUGCAGUCGGUGCCGGCAGAACUCAACAUGGACCACACGGUGGUUCUGCAGCUGGCCGAGAAGAAAGGCUACGUGACCGUGAGCGAGAUCAAGAACAACCUCAAGUGGGAGAAGGAACGAGCGUGUCACGUCCUGGACCACCUGCUGAAAGAAGGCCUGGCCUGGCUGGACUCGCAGGCGUCUGGCGAGCCGCAGUACUGGCUACCGGCUCUCUUUUCCGAGCUGACGUCCCGUGAUGUCACACCCGAGGAGGCCAAUCAGAUGAGCCCGUGAUCCUGGAAAUACAAAUGACUGACAAGUUCUGAAAGAACUGUUUUUUUUUUAUUCUUCUGUCCACAGGUGAAUCUCAGCACAAUUCAAAAUAUGUUGGAUUCCAUGAAGACUGUUUAGGCCACGCCUACCAAUAAAUGAUCUCAGGUGUUUGAGACCAAAAGGACAAAUUUCCUAACAGUUUUUUGGAGUUGAAGCGUCCCAGUCACAUCUCGUGGCUGUACACGUGGUCCUCAAACACGGACUGCGCCAUGUUGUCGCAGAUGAGCGUGCAGAAGGGACACACUUGGUGGCUGCGCUCGUGUUGCUCCACCUCCACCCGCGUCAUUCCGGGGAAGCUCUCCAGGCAGUGACGGCACGACAGCGUCGGCUGCGGACCAAGCAGACGCGUCAACGAGGCGGCAACGCAAUUAACCUUCACAUGCUCGGCGCUACGCCACACCAACGCCUCACUCAUACGCUUUGCUACCUUUGCUGAUAUUCUUCUAGCUACGUUUGUUGACGUUCUUUUAGCUAGGUUUGAUGAUAUUCUUCUAGCUAGCUAUGUUUGUUGACGUUCUUUUGGCUAGGUUUGCUGAUAUUCUUCUAGCUAGCUAUUUUUGUUGAUGUUCUUUUGGCUAGGUUUGCUGAUAUUCUUCUAGCUAGCUAUGUUUGUUGACAUUCUUUUGGCUAGGUUUGCUGAUAUUCUUCUAGCGAUGUUUGUUGACGUUCUUUUGGCUAGGUUUGCUGAUAUUCUUCUAGCUAUGUUUGUUGACGUUCUUUUGGCUAGGUUUGCUGAUAUUCUUCUAGCUAGCUAUGUUUGUUGACGUUCUUUUGGCUAGGUUUGCUGAUAUUCUUCUAGCUAGCUAUGUUCAGCGUCGGCUGCGGACCAAGCAGACGCGUCAACGAGGCGGCGACGCAAUUACCUUCACAUGCUCGCCGCUACGCCACACCAACACCUCACUCAUACGCUUGGCUACAUUUGCCGAUAUUUUUCUAGCUACAUUUGUUGAUGUUCUUGACUGGGUUUGCUGAUAUUCCUGCUACAUUUGCUGAUAUUCUUCUAGCUACAUUCGCUGAUGCUCUUGGCUAGGUUUGCCGAUAUUCUUCUAGCUACAUCCGCCGAUCUCUUUUGGCUACGUUUGCUGAUAUUCUUCUAGCUGCAUUUGUUGAUGUUCUUUUGGCUAGGUUUGCUGAUAUUCUUCUAGCUACAUUUGCUGAUACUCUUUUGGCUAGGUUUGCUGAUAUUCUUCUAGCUAGCUAUGUUUGUUGAUGUUCUUUUGGCUAGGUUUGCUGAUAUUCUUCUAGCUAGCUAUGUUUGUUGACGUUCUUUUGGCUAGGUUUGCUGAUAUUCUUCUAGCUAGCUAUGUUUGUUGAUGUUCUUUUGGCUAGGUUUGCUGAUAUUCUUCUAGCUAGCUAUGUUUGUUGAUGUUCUUUUGGCUACAUUUGCCGAUAUUUUUCUAGCUACAUUUGUUGAUGUUCUUGACUGGGUUUGCUGAUAUUCCUGCUACAUUUGCUGAUGUUCUUCUAGCUACAUUCGCUGAUGCUCUUGGCUAGGUUUGCCGAUAUUCUUCUAGCUACGUUUGUUGAUGUUCUUGACUGGGUUUGCUGAUAUUCCUGCUACAUUUGCUGAUGUUCUUUCGGCUAGGUUUGCUGAUGUUCUUCUAGCUAUGUUUGUUGAUGUUCUUUUGGCUACAUUUGCUGAUAUUCUUCUAGCUACAUUCGCUGAUGCUCUUGGCUAGGUUUGCUGAUAUUCUUCUAGCUACAUUUGCUGAUUCUCUUUUGGCUACGUUUGCUGAUAUUCUUCCAGCUUCGUUUUUUUGACACUCUUGGCUAGGUUUGCUGAUAUUCUUCUAGCUAUGUUUGUUGUUGUUGUUUUGGCUAGGUUUGCUGAUAUUCUUCUAACUAUGUUUGUCGUUGUUUUGGCUAGGUUUGCUGAUAUUCUUCUAGCUACAUUCGCUGAUACUCUUUUGGCUAGGUUUGCUGAUAUUCUUCUAGCUACAUUUGCUGAUACUCUUUUGGCUAGGUUUGCUGAUAUUCUUCUAGCUAUGUUUGUUGAUGUUCUUGGCUAGGUUUGCUGAUAUUCUAGCUACGUUCGUUGAUGCUCUUUUGGCUAGGUUUGCUGAUAUUCUUCUAGCUACAUUUGCUGAUGCUCUUUUGGCCAAGUUUGCUAAUAUUCUUCUAGCUCUGCUCACUGAUGCUCUUGGCUAGGUUUGGGGUUAUUCUAGCCACAUUCACUGAUGCUCUUUUGGCGAUGUUAGCUGAUAUUCUUCUUGCUAUGUUUGUUGAUACUCUUGGCUAGGUUUGCUGAUAUUCUUUUAGCUACAUUUGCUGAUGCUCUUUUGGCCAAGUUUGCUAAUAUUCUUCUAGCGCUACUCACUGAUACUCUUGGCUGCGUUUGGGGAUUAUCUUUACUCUUCUGGUUGGGUUUGCUGAUAUUUUAGCUACAUUCAAUGACACUCAUUUGCUACUCUUUUGGCUACGUUUGCUGAUACUCUUUUAGCUGCUUAUGUUCUGAUACCUUGCUACAUGGGGAUGUAUGGGAUGUUUGAUAUAUGUGUAAUACGCUGACAUGGAAGCUGACAGAUGCUGGAUUAGUUGUACCUAAUGGAGGUGGCUAACGAGUCUAUAGGGAUGCUAACACAUUAUUAUUAUUAUUAUUAUUUUUGAUUACAUCAAGCGAUGUUUGCGUACCUGAUCUUGGUCGUCGUCUUCGGCGAUGCUCACUGCCAAGAAAGAGCAGAGGCAGGCGUCGGCACCGAGGAGUAGACAUCAAUCAUCCUGGCCCGCGUCACUCACCUACUGGGAUGUUGUCAUACAAGGGCUCCUGCGUCUCUGCGGCGUCAGACUGGGUGAGUCCACCGGGGGGCGCCGUGGCCUCGGGGUGCUCGGCGUGGCUGGGCGGGGCCUUUCGGAGCUCCUCCAACAUCCUGCGCAGCUCCUCCACGUCAUUUCUGAGGUUCUGACACACACGAGACGGCGUUAGUUGACAUUAUCGGCGCCGAGGAUGAAGGUCUCCACGCCAUACUCGGUUCUCUUGAGCCAGCUCGUCGUUGUGGAGUUUCAUCAUCAACAUCAAGCGCUCCUUCUCCUCCAUCAUGAUCUCCUUAUCUGCAAUCACCGCCUGAGCUUCUCGUAGUCGCAGCUGGGGGAGCACAAAAGAACUGAAAGUGGGUUCUUGGGUCUCCUCGCGGGAACAAACACGGAGGAUGCUACCUCUGAUUGGAGUAAAUGCUCAUCAUCAUCAUCAUCUGAGCUUUGUGUGCUCUCAGCAGGGUUCUCUUGUUGGACCAACAUCUCCUGCUGCAGGACAAAAGGCGACUGCCGUGAGCUCCACGUGAAGACCAAUUCAAAAGAAACAAAGAAGAUCCCAACCUUUAAUUUGUCAAUUUCCUGAAGUUGCUGCCGCAGGAUGUCUUCCAAACGUUCCUUCUGAUCCUUCAUCUCGGAAAGCUCUCCAGCCAGCUCAGACAUCUCCUUCCUCUGCUGCCGCUUCUGCUCCGUCAAAACGCCCACUUGCCGUCUCUCCUCCCGCAGAGCUUCCUGCAACGCUUCAUUCUUCUCUUGGAGACGAUCCCCCGCCUCCCUCAGCGUCGCUUUCUCUCGAAGACUCAGGUCCACCUGGUCCUGCUCCGACCACCACGACAUCUCAUCUGAACAACUAGCUCACACCAGAGAACCUCCUACAACUUUGCUUUUUUAUUUAUAUUUAUUUCUUUUUACUCUCCUUGCCUGUUUUUGUUCUUUACUUGUAUUUUUAA